Molecule: messenger RNA, 1347 nt
Organism: Daucus carota subsp. sativus
Lineage: Eukaryota; Viridiplantae; Streptophyta; Magnoliopsida; Apiales; Apiaceae
Product: ABC transporter I family member 1
Exons: 3
Coding region: 424-1107 (227 amino acids)
Biological process (GO): cytochrome complex assembly
Molecular function (GO): transmembrane transporter activity; ATP hydrolysis activity; ATP binding
Source: RefSeq, a predicted model, not a curated record
AAGUCUCAAAAUGCCUGUGAGAGCGGUGGAAAAAAUUGCCGAGAAAUGAGGGGGACGAAGCACGGAGUGUUUGGUCGGACAAUAAAACGCAGCUGAGGCUGAGCAGUCCAGCUGAGAAAAUUAAUCUACCUGCAAUACUCCAUUGAUUAUCUAAAGGGCAAAUCUUAUAUUGAGAGGAAGAGACUCUUUCAGGAUUUCCACAGAUCAUCUUAUGCUAGAGACUCGAUCAAUGAAAUACAAUAGAGCUAGUGAAAUGCAAGUUCUCCCGGUUGCAGCUGCCCCCUGGAUUCUGCUUCAUCUAACAACAUAAAACUAAAUUCUCAUCAUACUAAGAUAUUAGAGUAGUCCGUUGUUCUGCACAUUUGAGACGCUCUAUAUACAUUUUGUAGUCUAAUUGCAUUGUUACAAUUCCCACCUCUAUCAAUGUCUCUCCGAAAACCUCCUCUCCCUCGACUGCUCUUAAAUAAUGUUUCUUGCAUGAGAAAUGCCCAGCAAAUUCUUCGUCACGUAAAUGUAUCAGUUCAUGAUGGUGGUGCACUCGUGCUUACCGGCACCAAUGGGUCAGGCAAAAGCACUUUUUUGCGUAUGCUAGCUGGCUUUUCUAAACCAUCAGCUGGAGAGAUCCUCUGGAAUGGUCAUGAUAUAACUAAAUCUGGAAUUUUUCACCAGUACAAGCUUCAGUUAAACUGGCUCUCCCUAAAAGAUGCUGUCAAAGACAAGUUUACAGUACUCGACAAUGUACAAUGGUUCGAAGUUCUUGAAGGCAAGCAAGGGAGAGCACUACCUGCUCUGGAACUUAUGGGGCUUGGAAGAUUGGCUAAAGACAAAGCAAGAUUGCUUUCCAUGGGGCAGAGAAAAAGGCUUCAAAUUGCAAGAUUGCUUGCCAUAGACAGGCCCAUUUGGUUGCUCGACGAGCCAUCAGUGGCACUGGAUGACGAUGGAGUAAAGUUGUUGGAGCAUGUUAUUGCAGAACAUAGAAAGCAGGGUGGGAUUGUGAUUGUUGCCACCCACUUGCCUAUCCAGAUCGAGGAUGCCAUGUACUUGAGGUUGCCACCCCGUUUUCCAAGAAGAAUAACUUUUGUGGACAUGCUUGAUCGGGGUGAUUAGAAGCUUAAUGCUAUAUUUAUCUAUACUAAUAUUUUUCUCAGUCCUUUUUGGAUGGGCAUAGAAAGCAUACAUUUGAUAACCGAUUUAUGAAAGUCUAUACUGGUGCUGAAAUAUGUAGCCUUUUAGAAGCACAUUGGUGGGGCUAGUAGGGGUUUAUGACCGCAUUGCAGUGUUUUUAUUAUCUUGAACAGAUUUUUAUAGUUUUAUCAUACUGGUGGCACGCACUUAAUUUCUUUUAUA